GUUUCCUGGAGGGGGAGCUUUAGCGCCCGCUCUCGGGUAGUUGUGCUGCUCCCAGGUUUGUGAAACUUUGCAAAGUUCCCAGGCCGCCCGCGGGCAGGAGCGCCCCCAGCGCGGGCAUGGUGGGGCUGGCCGGCCGCGGCAAGUGGUGGGGCAGGCGGGGCCGGGCCCCCCGGGGAGCAGGGGCAUUGCUGGCCCUGGGGCUGCUGGCGGCACUGGGUUUCCUGCUGUGGCGGCGCGUCCCCCCGGAGAGCGAUGCUGCGCGUCCUGCCCGCGGGGCCCCCCAGCCGCCACUGCCCGGGGACCCCGAGCGCCUGCGGAGACCCGUGUACGAGAAGCCGCCCCUGGAGCCUGGGGCGCUGGGCGAGCUGGGCCAGGCUGUGCGGCUGGAGCUGAGCCCGGCCGAGAAGAACCGCCAAGAGGAGAGUAUCCGGCAUCACCAGAUCAACAUCUACCUGAGCGACCGCAUCUCCCUGCACCGCCGCCUGCCCGAGCGCUGGAACCCGCUGUGCAAAGAGAAGAAGUAUGAUUAUCAUAACCUGCCAAAAACCUCAGUUGUAAUAGCUUUUUAUAAUGAGGCUUGGUCAACACUUCUGCGAACAGUUCACAGUGUUCUUGAAACAUCCCCAGAUAUUCUGCUGGAAGAAGUUAUCCUGGUGGAUGAUUAUAGUGACAAAGACCAUUUAAAGAAACCUUUGGAAAACUACGUGGCUGAUUUACGCAAGGUACGUCUUAUUCGUGCAAAUAAAAGAGAAGGACUGGUUCGAGCUCGACUUCUGGGAGCUUCUCUUGCGAAAGGGGAUGUUUUGACAUUUCUUGAUUGCCACUGUGAGUGUCAUGAAGGGUGGCUUGAACCACUACUGGAAAGAAUUGGGGAAGAUGAGUCAGCAGUCGUGUGUCCUGUGAUCGAUGUGAUUGAAUGGAAUACGUUCGAGUACUUGGGAAAUGCUGGGGAGCCACAGAUUGGAGGGUUUGACUGGAGACUGGUCUUCACUUGGCAUGUUAUCCCAGAGAGGGAGCAAAAACAAAGACGGUCCAAAACUGAUGUAAUCAGGUCUCCAACUAUGGCUGGUGGAUUGUUUGCUGUCAGCAAGAAAUAUUUUGACUAUCUUGGCUCCUAUGACACAGGAAUGGAAGUAUGGGGAGGAGAAAACCUUGAAUUCUCAUUUAGGAUCUGGCAGUGCGGAGGAAGUCUUGAGAUCCACCCAUGUUCUCAUGUAGGUCAUGUUUUCCCCAAACAAGCUCCCUACUCACGCGCCAAGGCCCUGGCUAACAGUGUACGUGCAGCAGAAGUUUGGAUGGACGAAUACAAAGAGCUUUAUUACCACCGAAAUCCACAUGCACGUAUGGAGCCCUAUGGAGAUGUGACAGAAAGGAGGCUGCUUCGAGAGAAUCUCAGAUGUAAAGACUUCAAAUGGUUCUUGGAGAAUAUUUACCCUGAACUUCAUGUACCUGAAGACAGAGCUGGCUUCUUUGGAAUGCUGAAAAAUAGAGGAAUGGCAAAUUACUGCUUUGAUUAUAAUCCUCCAAAUGAGCAUGAAGUAACAGGGCACAGAAUCAUAUUAUAUCCAUGCCACGGCAUGGGACAAAAUCAGUUUUUCGAAUAUACAUCUCAUAAUGAAAUACGUUACAACACUCGGCAGCCUGAAGCCUGUGCAGCAGUUGAUUCCGGGACUGACUAUUUGACAAUGUACUUGUGUCAAGACAAUGUUCAAAAUAUUCCUGAAAAUCAGAAAUUUGUUUUCAGAGAGGAUGGUACUUUGUUCCAUGUACAAACCCAGAAGUGCCUACAAGCCGAGUCUAACUCUUACAAUGGCAAUCCAGCACCAUUAUUGCGACCAUGUAGCAAUUCAGAAUACCAAAAAUGGUUCUUCAAAGAAAGAAGUUGAUCCAGAUGUCAUCAACUGUAUGGCAGAAUAUGAAAAUAUUAACUUUCUAGUCAGCAGCUAGGAAAUCUGUGGACAAAUUACAUAGCUGAUCUAUUUUUGUAUGAAAAGAGUUGUAACUUGUUUACAAGUUGUAAACCUUGUUUUCUGGAGCACUAAAAGACAUUAAGUGUUGAACUCUAUUGAACGAGCACUGUGAAUAUACUGUGCUGCAGAAAUCUCCUCUUCCACUGUUCUCUUUACUUGGCAGCUAUACUGUUUCUAAAAUGUUUUAUGUUUUUCAUACAUGACUAUAUUUUUUUAACCUACUGUGUGCAAGUAAGGAAGUGAAAGUAAUUGCACUAAAGCUAUCUGCCAGUAACUUUAAAAUCUUUAUUUUUCUAAAACAUUCUACAGUGGUGGCUUUUUAACAGAUAUUAGCUAAGGAUUCUUCUUUUAAAUUCCAAAAAUGUAAAUUUAGGUCAAAUUCUGCCCUGAGAUGUGAAAGUCAAGCAGAGCUCUCAUUGAAAUCAAUGUGGAGUUGCACAUCUACAUCUCAAGCCAGACUAGGUCCUAAUAAUUUUGCACAAAUAACACUCCAGAUUGCACAUAUACUGAAUGUUAUAACAUUUUAAAUGUUCAUGGUACUUGACAGAUUCCUAAUAAAGCUGCUUAAGGUUAUCUUUGGAGUAAAAUUAGUGAUUAUUUACUGCUCUUUCGUUAGUGUAAGAAAUAAAGCACCAAUAUUAAAAAUAACUUUGUGGGGAAAAAUUAAAUUCAUAUGGGGCCCAAUCUUAGAAGUGUGUAGUAUGUACUUCAAAUGGAAGUUCUGCAUGCACAAAUCGUUCAAGAUCUGACUCAUAGACACUAAAGCUUUAAUUCAAAGUUCAGUUUUUAAGCAAAUACAUUUAA
Messenger RNA from Terrapene triunguis (Three-toed box turtle), 2774 nucleotides. It is a transcript of the gene GALNT12, whose product is annotated as polypeptide N-acetylgalactosaminyltransferase 12. The transcript is spliced from 10 exons. Gene Ontology annotation, cellular component: Golgi apparatus. Bases 117 to 1886 code for a protein of 589 amino acids. Lineage: Eukaryota; Metazoa; Chordata; Testudines; Emydidae. The record is from RefSeq and is a predicted model, not a curated record.